AUGACCUCAGCAGUACAAUAUCAAAACUCGGGUUUUGCAGAAGAGUCAUUAUCUCGAGAAGAAGCAUUAAAGCUUUACACCAACGCCUUAAAUUUCAAUGUCAUUAGCCGGUAUGAUCCUGCAAUCAAACAAUUAUUGAGCCACACAUCACACUGUGUACUAUACAAAUUUGAUCAUGACAGUGACGAAUGGAUCAAGACUGAUUUUCAAGGAACUAUGGCAUUGUAUGCACGAGAUAGCAAGCUGCAUAUAAAUGAAUUGCAGAGGACGAUUCAACAGAUGCAACCCACGGUCGAGCUUGUGCAACAUGUUCAAGACCUUUUCCAAUUUGGACUCAUUCUACUAAACCGUACUAGUCCCGAAUGCUUUUCCGUUGGGAUUGUCCCCUCCAAACUGGCUAAGGCUUUGGAAGGCAAGGUUUUUGGUGAUCACACUAUGCAUGAAAUGGAAGUUGAACUAAAUGACAACUUGAUCAUUGUGCGAAAUUUGUAUGGCGAUAUAUUUGGUCUCUGGGUUUUUGAUGAAGAGGAUAGGUCGGAGUUAUUCAAGCUGUUACAAUAUUGUCUUGAUUUCCAAUAA
This is a messenger RNA of Lodderomyces elongisporus, 579 nucleotides long. RefSeq lists its product as uncharacterized. Gene Ontology annotation, molecular function: mRNA binding; enzyme activator activity. Gene Ontology annotation, cellular component: P-body. The record is from RefSeq and is a predicted model, not a curated record. NCBI's taxonomy places the organism in Eukaryota, Fungi, Ascomycota, Pichiomycetes, Serinales, Debaryomycetaceae. The transcript has a single exon. Gene Ontology annotation, biological process: deadenylation-independent decapping of nuclear-transcribed mRNA; positive regulation of catalytic activity; deadenylation-dependent decapping of nuclear-transcribed mRNA. Bases 1 to 579 code for a protein of 192 amino acids.